CCCACCCACAUCGCGCAGCACACGGUGUUUUCAGUUUCCACGAGCGCCGGCCCGCAGGACUGUCGAACGCGCAGCCGACUCGCUACACCCCUUUCGCCGGCGGCGGCCGGGAUCGCCGCCAAAGCCGUGCGCCCCGUCGCCGCAAGUUCUUAGAGAUGGCGACGAAGUCUGGGUACACACGUCCACGCCCGCCUGCCGAGGACACCGCCCCUCUGCCCCCCAGCGCCGUCCUGUACGUGGCCAACUGCGGACCCGCGGUUGGGGUGACCGAUGCCGCCGUCCGCGCGGCGUUCGGCGCCUUCGGGGAGGUCGCGGAGGUCCAGGCCGCCGACAGCAGCGGCGCCCGCGUCAUCGUCCGGUUCCACGAGCCCGCCGCCGCGGAGGCUGCUAUGGCCGCGCUCCACGGACGCCCCUGCGACCGCCUUGCGGGGCGCGUGCUGCACAUACGGUACUCGGUGCCCGUGAAGCCGAAGGCUCUCCCUGGUGGCUCGCUGCUAGUGUCUCUCUCGGCGUCGGAGCUGGGGAUCCCCGGGAUUUACAUGGUUGAGGAGUUCGUGACUGCCACUGAGGAACAGGAGCUACUUGCAGCUGUUGAUAGCAGGCCAUGGAAAAAUUUGGCGAAGAGACGAGUUCAGCAUUACGGUUAUGAGUUUCUGUAUGAUACAAGGAAUGUUGAUUCGAAGCAGUUCUUGGGUGAAUUACCGGCUUUUGUUUCAAUAGUCCUUGAGAAGAUCGCUUCCUUUCCUGGUGUGAAGAACUGUACUACCGGAUUAGUUGAUCAAUUGACAGUAAACGAAUAUCCUUGUGGUGUAGGUUUGUCUCCACAUAUAGACACACACUCAGCAUUUGAGGAAAUGAUUUUCAGCCUUUCUUUGGCUGGACCUUGCAUCAUGGAGUUCAGGAAAUAUCCUAAAGGCAGUUGGCGUGCUCCAAUUGUGCUCAACAGAGCUGAUGAAGAUAUCAGUCAAGAACCAGAGUGCACAAGGAAAGCCAUUUUCCUACCUCCUCGAUCAAUGCUACUGAUGUCAGGAGAAGGCCGAUAUGCCUGGCAUCACUAUAUACCGCAUCAUAAAAUCGAUGACGUGGGUGGUCAAGUCAUCAAAAGGAGUUCAAGGCGGGUUUCUUUUACUUUUCGAAAGGUGAGGAUGGGUCCUUGUGACUGUGAAUACAAUCAAUUUUGUGAUUCUCAUAGCAUGAGAUGUUAAUCUGGAAAGGCUAAUAGAUUUAAACCUGCUUGCUGCUACAACUGUUGGCAAGUCUCAAGACAGACUACUGGUAGGUUGUUUGAACUUUGACCCAAUCAAACUGGUGAGGGUACCCACCGAUCAAAGUCAUAUGAAGAAUUAGGUGCUUGAGCAACCAACAGAUACAGAAUUGAUGCAGCGACUCAUUCGCUUGUAACUUCAGAACCUUGUAGUAGGCUCAUUUUGAGGUUAGAUUGUGUGUCAUUAUGUUGCCUGAUAAAGACAAGUAUUGUUUAUGUUACUAUUGAGCUUCAUGGAAUUCGUCUUCACUAUCAGGAAACUUUUCUCGAUGUUA
This is a messenger RNA of Setaria italica (foxtail millet), 1539 nucleotides long. Its product is annotated as alkylated DNA repair protein alkB homolog 8. The transcript is spliced from 6 exons. Gene Ontology annotation, biological process: oxidative demethylation. The record is from RefSeq and is a predicted model, not a curated record. Lineage: Eukaryota; Viridiplantae; Streptophyta; Magnoliopsida; Poales; Poaceae. Bases 156 to 1205 code for a protein of 349 amino acids. Gene Ontology annotation, molecular function: demethylase activity; RNA binding; oxidoreductase activity.